GUGGUUCCUGGGAGUGGUGGGGCGGGUCCUCCCGGCUGUCAGCUGUGGCCCUAGGCGCCUAGGCAGGGUGGCGGUGGCCAUUGGCGGACAGGAGGGCGGGGCGGGGUCGCCCGGAGCGCCUAUACUAGGCCGUUCCUGUGGAGGUGAGCAGCCGGCCUGGGAGGCACAGUGUGUGUUGCAGCGAUCCGACUUGCAGCAGAGAUCCGGCUUGGCCCUGGGAGGAAGGCUGUGUGCAGCAGCAAUCCGGCUUGGCCAUGGCAGCGGCGCCUCUGAAAGUGUGCAUCGUGGGCUCGGGGAACUGGGGAUCAGCUGUUGCAAAAAUCAUCGGCAGUAACGUGAAGACCCUGCAGAAGUUCUCCUCCACCGUCAAGAUGUGGGUCUUUGAGGAGACCGUGAACGGGAGGAAGCUGACGGACAUAAUCAACAAUGACCACGAAAACGUGAAAUAUCUCCCAGGACACAAGCUGCCAGAGAAUGUGGUCGCUGUCCCAAACCUCAGCGAAGCCGUGCAGGACGCGGACCUGCUGGUGUUCGUCAUCCCUCACCAGUUCAUCCACAAGAUCUGUGAUGAGAUCACGGGCAGGGUGCCCGAGAAGGCCCUGGGGAUCACCCUCAUCAAGGGCAUAGAUGAGGGCCCUGACGGGCUGAAGCUAAUCUCUGACAUCAUCCGAGAGAAGAUGGGGAUCGACAUCAGUGUGCUGAUGGGGGCCAACAUCGCCAGUGAGGUUGCUGCGGAGAAGUUCUGCGAGACCACCAUUGGCAGCAAAGUGAUGCAGAAUGGCCUUCUCUUCAAAGAGCUGCUGCAGACGCCCAACUUCAGAAUCACUGUGGUAGACGAUGCGGACACCGUGGAGCUUUGCGGUGCUCUUAAGAACAUUGUUGCUGUGGGAGCUGGCUUCUGCGACGGCCUCCGCUGUGGGGACAACACCAAGGCGGCCGUCAUCCGCCUGGGCCUCAUGGAAAUGAUCGCUUUCGCCAAGAUCUUCUGUAAGGGCCAGGUGUCCACGGCCACCUUCUUGGAGAGCUGCGGGGUGGCUGACCUCAUCACCACCUGCUACGGAGGGCGGAACCGCAGGGUGGCAGAGGCCUUCGCCAGGACCGGGAAGACCAUCGAAGAGCUGGAGAAGGAGCUGCUGAACGGGCAGAAGCUGCAGGGACCGCAGACCUCUGCGGAGGUGUACCGCAUCCUGAAGCAGAAGGGGCUGCUAGACAAGUUUCCCCUCUUCACUGCAGUGUAUCAGAUCUGCUAUGAAGGCAGGCCUGUCACGCAGAUGCUGUCUUGCCUGCAGAGCCACCCAGAGCACAUCUGAAGGAAGUCAGGCAGCCAUCAGGAACAGCUCUGCCGUGCCCACUGGAGGACCACCAGGAAUCCGGGGCUUGGCAGUGGGAUCCUGCUGAACUGUACUCCAAAUACAUCCAAAUUGUUACAGCUUUGUCUCUGUGCCAGGAGAAGCACUCCUCCACUGGCUAAGAUGUGUCGGGUAACAACUACAGAUACACACGCACAUGAGUGAAUGUGUGUGAGAGUGUUUGUGUGUGUAUGUGUGUGUGUGUAUAUACAAGUGUGCACCUUUCUCAUUCUGUGAGUGUUUCUCUGAACCCAAAUCAGGUGUCUAUUGAUCACAUUUUAAAUUUCCCCUCCAGGGCAGCUUGUGAGGUUAGAACUAACUCAGCUAAAUUUUAUGGCUGUGACUCAUUUAUAUGCAAGCGAAGGGAGGAACUGGGAUCUUUCCCUCUGAAACAGUUAUCCAGCAUUAAAAUGGUCUGCAUAUGUGUGCGUUUGAAGACCACCACACUUUUAAACAGCAUCUCAGAGCCAGCAGCAUGAACUCCUGGGUUGUGGAUUGACAGCUUAUCAGGUGUUUUAAUUGGAUACUCCACAGACAGGUGUCUUCUUGAUACAGAGACCACAUUUCUUGCCUCUUUCCUCUUCAUUCACUGCUAGAAUGGGCUUUCAUACAGACCCAGCAAGGUAGAGGAGGAACAUCCCUGCAGUGGCUGACGUUUCCCCUGGGGACACUUCAUUAUGCUCUUGCUAGGUGGGCUUUUUUUUGCAACUGUGUCUCUUCAGGCUUGUGGAAGGAACCCUCCAGGGGGCCACUGUCACUUCUCAUGUAAGGAGCCAUAGCUGUACCUGGUUACCCGGGGACAUUCCUCCAUCCCUCCAGGAUGGGACCUGCUAGGAUGUCCCUGGGCCUCUCUGACCUGGCUGUUUGUAGGAAUGAUAUGUUCAGCCUUUCCUGAGGGCCAGGAGGGCUACCUGCCUUGGAGAUUUGUGUGGCAAAGUGGGAAAGUCACCACCCCACGUGGUGUCCCCAGUCAGCGGGGGCAUUUCACUCUUAAGAAAGAAGGUUCCCAGGCCUCACAAAUGAAUCCAGUGUUUCCAUAUGCCUUCUAUGCAUUUCAAAUGCUCACUACAGCAGAGAGCCACUGCACUAGAGAAUUUACAGCCUUUGCCGAACAAUGCUCUAUAAAAGUGUCCUGGAGUCUCCUGGCUGAGCCAGGUGGACCCUGGAAUGGCCAGGUAAGUUUGGCCAUCCCAGCUGCCUGACUCUUCACUUUCCUAGAGUGGGGAGGGAUCCUGGAUGCUAGGAACCCACUAAGCUAAUAUGUCCCAAAUACAUUAGACUAUGAGAGGGUUUUUUGUUGUUGUUGUUGUUUUGGUUUUUUACUAGAAUAUUAACUAAAAUUUCUAGAGAAUACUCCUAUAGAGUGAGGUGACCCUCACUCUCCACAGGAAUUUGAGAUGACUAACUUCCUGUGAGAGUUCUAUGUAGCCUGGGCUGGCCUUGAAUUUGUCACCUUCUUGCCUCUGUCUCCUGAGUGGCUUGGGUUUUGCAGUUCUGACCUAAUCCCUGAGAAAGCUUUCAGGAUACAGGGUCAGGCACAGACAAGGGGAUGUCGACCUCAAUGAAACGCACACUAUAUGGAGUGAGUGCUUUGGAUGCUAGAAUUAGAACACAAAUGAUUUUAUCUUUAUUUAAAAACCAGGCGUCCCACGGGGGUGGAAAGAGCAUACGGAGGUCAUUGUCUUGUGCUUUAGCUUAUGAGAGUUUCCACUUCCCCUCCCUCCUCCUGGGUUUGGUUGCUCCCACCCUACUCUACAUCCCUUCCAUAACUGAAAAUUAUUGUAAAAUAAAUUUUUAUGAGAAUUUUUAAAACUGUCCAAGAAGACUUUUUGGAGCAUUAUAAAGUUCCACACCUAAAACGCACAGCAGGCUGAAUAUUUCAGUUUUCAUAAUGAUGUCAAUCAAUUUUUUUCUUGCCUCCUAAGUCUUUUAAAAACAAAACUCUGUACAUAUGUAACAAAGAGUUACUUUUUAAGAUAUCCAAAGGGCUGAGAGCUACCGCGGUGUCUACAAAGUAGCACAAUGCAGAAUUGUUAAUGUGUUUUGCAUCUUCAUGUACAUUCACCCUCUCUCUGGCCUGGUACUUCCGCUUUCCCUAAUGAAUGACCUUACUGACUGACAUCCCCCUGAAGUCAGCGGAUGUGCUUAUAAUCCACCCAGGAGGGAAACAGGUAAAAUUCUUGUUUGUGCUCUGAAGGCCAGAGGCAUUACUGUAUGAGUUACCUAUUUUUGUAACCUUGUAACCACCUGCUGAUUGGUGUUUCUUGGCGAUAGGCUCAGAGACACCUAGAUUAGAAACUUCACCUGUGAAUGUAAAACUAAGCUCUUGCCUUGCUACUCUCCUCUCCACCGCAGUUUUGGACAAAUCUCUGGAAACCCACCCCUGGGGCAGAGCCUGCCUUCUGGUGUUUUCAUAGCUGGCCUAGGAAGGGUGCUGUGGUGAGAUCUCAGUGUCUAAACAGAAUUGUUUCUCUGCCACUUCUGACUGGCUGGCCUCCUACUUCCAUAUGUACUGUAUUUGUUUACGGACUGUAGGUGGGUGUAUAGUGUAAAGGCUUGGUUUAAUAAACACAACCUCUCAGACCUGUUCCAUGGAGCCUACUUUUCCUUUCUUGUUUUUAUAAAUUAUUAUUGGGGUGUGCUGUACAAAAUUGUGUCUCUGUUCUUACCUACCCAAGACAUUCUUUGAUUGGCUUUAAUAAAAAAUCAGAUGGCCAAUUAGCUGGGCACGAAGUGGAAGGUGGGACUUCCUGGGAGGGAGAAAGGAACUCUGGGAAGGAGGAGGCACGAGGGGAGACAAAUAUGACUUUGGUACUAGAAAGUAGCCACAUGGCUGGAUAGGGCUGGGUGGUUGGGUUAACCUAGAUGAGUCAGUUGAGAGUCUGCCCAGGUAAGGCCUAAAGCUUUGAAAUAUUAAAAGUCUCUGAUUAUUUGAGGAAAAUUGGAUAACAAAUAAUUGCCGUUGUAUUCAUUUCCAGCAUUAAUAAAUACAGAAUUUUAAUAUUUA
Molecule: messenger RNA, 4356 nt
Organism: Mus caroli (Ryukyu mouse)
Lineage: Eukaryota; Metazoa; Chordata; Mammalia; Rodentia; Muridae
Gene: Gpd1l
Product: glycerol-3-phosphate dehydrogenase 1 like
Biological process (GO): carbohydrate metabolic process; glycerol-3-phosphate catabolic process
Cellular component (GO): cytosol
Molecular function (GO): oxidoreductase activity, acting on the CH-OH group of donors, NAD or NADP as acceptor; protein homodimerization activity; NAD binding
Source: RefSeq, a predicted model, not a curated record